Molecule: messenger RNA, 21522 nt
Organism: Podarcis lilfordi (Lilford's wall lizard)
Lineage: Eukaryota; Metazoa; Chordata; Lepidosauria; Squamata; Lacertidae
Source: the annotation of a GenBank genome assembly
CCCCUGACACGCCGCUCCUGCCUGAAGCAGCAGCAACAGCCAGCACGGCCCUCCCACCCGGCCACUCCUCCUCCUCCGCCGCGUGUCCCCGCCUCCCCUGGCGGCCCCCUCGUUUCCUGCUGCUGGCGGAGGCCGAGGGAGAAGGUGGCGGUGGAGGCGGUGGACGGAGGACAAGAAGCGCCCCGCAGCCGGAGCGAGCCUCGUCCGCGGAGGAAGCGCAGCAGCGCCGCCGCCCCCACCACCUCCUCCUCCCGCUUUCCUUCCGUGUGUGUGUUUGUGUGCAUUUGCUCCACCGCCGCCCCCUUCCUCCUCCUCCGCUUCCCUUUGCAGCCCCUUCGCGUCUCUUCCUCCCCGCAGCCCGGGACAAUAGAAGCAAGGGAGAUGUCCUCCUCCGGCGGCGGCGGCGGCGGCGGCCACCAGCACAGCCAGAGCCGCGCCAUUCCCACCCGGACGGUGCUCAUCAACGACUCCUCGCAGCUACCUCAUGACUAUUGCACCACGCCCGGGGGGACGCUGUUCUCCACCACGCCCGGAGGUAACAUCAGAGCAGUAAUAAUAAUCAGCCUCAUCAUCUCGAUGCACACGGGCCUUGCCGAGAGCUGUCUGUUGUGCAUUUGCUCGCGGGCAUUGCGAAAGGGGGCGCGGGCGCCCUGUAGGUCGGGGUGGAGGAAGAAAAGGAGACGUCGCAGGGGCGCCAGCGAGCAUGUCCAGCCAGGCUUUAAAAAGGGGACGAGGUCUCCAGAGGCGAGGCCGUCAAUCAUAAAUGUAGCGGCGGGGUGGGCGUGUAAUUUUCUCUCUCUCUCCCCCCCCACCCUUAAUAAGAUUGAGGAGGAAGUUGGGAAGCUAAGUCGCUGAGUCUCCAGGCCAUAUGCUGGAAGCCCCCUUCGGUGGGCCUUGCUCUGCCCGGGUCUGCAGGGCGCCCGCAAGAAAGACGCGUGUUGGCGCGCGCCCCGACGCAUGGCGGCGAGGUGGUUCUCUUUCCCCCUCGUUGCUCGAAAGGGGAAGCUGCUUUGGUGUACAAAGCAUGGUGGGCAAGGGGGAGUUUGCCCCCAGAGCUAACGCGGAGGCUCUUCCCUCUCUCCCUGUCUCCCCGCCCCUCUUCCCGUCGUUAGUUUGCCUUGCCGCUUUCCUGGGCCGACCCGGGUCUAGCUAGGCCGCGCUCCCGGUGCGCGGGGCUGUUGGCGGCGAGUUAUUUGUAAACAAGGCCCAGGAGCCUCGAGGAAAAAGCCCGUGACGGUUGCACAAUAGCAGGGGAGGAGCGCCGAGGCGGGCGGGGGAUUUCUCCGACAGCUGCAGCCCCUGCAGGGAGACGGAGCGCCGGCUCCGCCGAGGGGUCGGCCAGCCUCCCAAGACAGGGAGAGAUCGAGGGAUCCCGACCAAAAGAAAGGAUAACCCUUUUGCAGAGCUACCGGGGAUACGGAUUGUGCCAGCCACGUUUUGCACAAGCCUCCUCUGUUCAGGCCUGUCCCUGGGAAUUCAGCCUGCUGCUGCUUUCCUGAAUGACUUUGUUUUAAAAUUUAAAAGGUUCGGGCGCCAGAGCCCCUUGCGAUCUUGUAUGUUUUGAGAGGCAUAAAGGGUCUCUGCCACUCCUGCGUGGCCCUAUAGUAAAAUAAACUCCUUUGCUCCACCCUGAAUAAUUUACAAAUGCUGUAUUCUGUGGCGUUUUACAUGCAUUGAAUACUGUACUGGCAGAACGAAGGUAUGAAGGCAAGGCAAGCAAGAUUCCUCAUUUUACUGGUUGAGAGUUGGUUUGAGAUUAUGUACAGAACAGAGCAGGGUUUCUCUCACUCCCCUCCCCCCACCCCUAGCUGGGUAGGCAUUGCACUUUUCCUGGUUCACAGCCCAAAGCUCAUUGCUGAAAAAUGUGGAAGUAGGUCCUGCAUUCUGAGCUGUUUCUUUCUGAAAGACAAGACGAAAACAAUGUCUAGGGCUUGGAACCUGCUGCUUCUCUGUAGCCUAGACAUUAGGACUUGGCCUGAAGCUUAGUUUAGUUUCCAGCCACUUAAAAAGGCAGGCAUUAGCAGCUUUGUCCACCUUUCUUUUCAUUAUAUAUGCUUGAAAUGCUGAAUUGCAAAUUAUGGUGGCAUGUGGCUUUCAUGGCAUUAGAAUCAUUGCAGCUAACAAAGUUGGAUCUGGACCUCAAAAGCAGGUGACACAAUAAAUCUUUCAAGUCCUUAAGCCUUAAAGUUUAAGGUGUCAAAAUGUUCUUCAUAAACUAAAUGGUGACACUGUGCCAAAUCCAUACCAUUGUUCUCUUCCCAAUUUAUCCUUCAUGCCUGCCUUUGGCUGCUAUUCAUGUCAUGCACACAUGCUACUUUGAUUUGUGCAUACAUAGGCAUUAUAGAUUGUGGGCCCCCUAAACCCUAGAAAUUGAUAAAUGGUAGGGUUUUGAUGAUUCGGGAUGUGAAGGGAGAAACGGAAACUGCAGAGGAAUUCCUGGGCUAGUCUAUGCAAAACUACCUGGCCAAUCUAGGGCCAUUAAGAAACCAUUGAGGGCCAUUAGCAAUGCAAGACAACUGUCCUUCUCCCCCUUGCCCUGAGGUGUGAACAGAGACAGGGGUUUGGAAGGUUGCCAGGGUAACUGUGUUUGGGAUGUCAGGAAAAGGGAGUCUUGGUAGCAAGGGGUUCUGGGAAGGAGAAGGAGGAAGAGAGAUUGGAAUCCAUCUUUGGGCAGACUGGCUGCAAAGCUGACAGGGAGAGAUGUCUUGCACUCCAGGACUGCACUUCUCUGGUGUACAAGCCUCUCUUGAAAUGACUGUGCUGUGAGAUCUGUACUCCAUCCAUGCAGAAUGAAGGUGAAUAAACCAUCUUAAAGCUACAACAGCCCAUUGUGUCUCAAUUCUCCAAAGGAACACAGACCCUGGGAGAGUGCCUGGAACCCCAUGGGCUUUUGCCACCAAUUUAUAACACAGAAUUGCAGCCUUUCCUGCUACCCACUUUGGUGAGUCCUGGCAGGCUUGUAGGUUUAAAAAAGGUGCUUAAUUUUACCUUUGCAUGCAGCUAAAAUUGUGCCUCUUUGGAACGGGGCUACCUGUGAGCCUUCAGAAGGCCUUCUUAAGGAGUUGCAGCUUUCCUUUUUUCAAUAGUAGAUUUCCCUCAUGAACUCAUUGCUUCCUGUGUAUUCUGCUUUUCCUCUUUUAAUCUAAUCAUUCCAAAUUACUCGUGAUUUUGGGCAGUACUCAUCUGUUUCUUUGACACAUGGUAAUUUGCUGUCCUGUGUGUCUGCGAAGGCUGCCUGCUGAAUGAAGGUAAUAAGAAGGGGUGUUAUGCAUAUAAUAGUGGUGGGAACCUCAUCUCAACCCCCUUCACAGCAGCCUUCUAGAAGCCACAUUCCUCUGGUUGGCAAGGCCAGAGGUGAAAGUGGGUGGAGCAAAUAAUGUAAAUUUUACCACUGUACUAGUUUCAACAUGCACUCAUCCUCCCCCCACAAAUCGUUGCUCCAGGCAAGCAAGAAGCAUUAUCAGAACUCAAGGGCACAUUCCUGUAAGGCAAAAAUGAGGGUGCCAAGUGGGGGUUGCUAUGAGGAGAGCCCCAGAAGCUAAGUAGAGAGGCGUAAGGGGCUGCAUCUGCGCUCCUGACCUGAGGUUUCCCAUCCCUGGCAUAGAAAGUUUCAGGUUGCAAUUAUUUUAUUCUGUUUUGAUCCAAAUUUGCUGUGAUUGGGGAUUUAACUAAUUAAAAUCAGUGACACGUUCAUACACUUACCUAAAAUAGCCUUUAAUAUUCUACACUUGGAACAAAAUGUCCUCCAGUGACUAAUUCAGUUAUAAUGGUAAGAUUUUAUUUGUGCACACGUAGAGCUCAUGCAGAUCAAGGGAGACCAUAUAUAACAUUACUGUUCUCUAAAACAGGUUUGGGGAACUUCUGUCCCUCUAGAUGUUGCUGAACCACAGCUCCCAUCAUACCUGGCCAUUGGCCAUGCUGGCUGGGGUUGAUGGGAGUUGUAGUUCAAAACAUCUGGAGCGUACUGAGUUGGGUAAGGUUGCACUAGAUUCUAGUGUUGGUUUGGAGGAUUUCUGUAAGAAAAAUUGGGCUAGGUUUUCCUUGCUCUGUUCCAGCAAGAUAACUUGCAUUCUUGAGUAAAAGUGCAUACUUGGGAUCACUUGUCUAUAAAGACAUAAGAAAUCCAUACAAUUACAAUAUCUUGCUUUAUCAUUUUAAAAUUAUUUACUGGACAAAGGGGUUCUUUCCUUCCUUUUUUUUUUAAGGUAAGCCAUGCUAAACUGGUUUACCUACCCCCAUCUUACUGAAUCUGCCUAGGUCAUUCCUACACUGAAAUAAUCAUGAAAAAGGACAGAGCAUGCAGAUCAAGCUGGCCUGACUGCAAUUUGGUUUUGAAAACAAUGUUAGGUGCAUGAUACUAUGAUUCUACGAUCUCCAAACAUUCAUAUUUUCAUUCUUGGAACCCGGGGGCCUUGUUUUGCUGGGCCACUUCUACUGUUCCAGGAAUUGGAGCAAAAUAGCAAGCAUCAGAAACUGAAUAUUACUCCUGAGUGUAGCUGUAGAUGUGUAAAGGAGAAGGAACUUAGAAGGACAAAGUAUCAGCUUGCUUCUUAGGAGUGCCAGCAGUCAUGAGGAACUGAGAAGGGGCAAAAAACACAGAAAUUUAGCAACAUUUGGAUUGGUUCCCCAACUUAUACAGAGUUUCUUCUGUUUUGUUAGAAGACAAAUUCCAUGCUCAUUCUGAAUUUGUUUUGUUUCGUUUGAAAGCACUGAGUGUGCCUUACUACCUGCCAUGGACACUGGAACGUUGCCCAGGUCAACAACGGGGGUGGGUGGGUGAGGAUUAGAUGGGUUCCAGGAGCAAAGAGACAUGAAUGUUCAAGUAUUAACACUUCUGCUGAAACCUGCCUUGAAAAGCAACCUCUCAGCAGGCCUCUUAGGAGCCUUGUGGGCUGAAAACUUCGAACCCACAGUGUAUGUGUCCCCCCCCCCCCAAUUCAGGCAAGUCGCCUGCUUAUUUUCCAAGAACUGAAGAAUAUUGCCACUAGAUAAUCACAAUUGUAAUAAAAAAAUCAAUAUAAACCAUUAGGGUUUUCCAAUAGCAUUUCUAGGUUUGUGCUUUGGAGAGGCAAUGACUGUUCCUUGUGCCAGUACAAUGGUACCUCGGGUUACAUACGCUUCAGGUUACAGACUCCGCUAACCCAGAAAUAGUGCUUCAGGUUAAGAACUUUGCUUCAGGAUGAGAACAGAAAUCGUGCUCUGGCGGUGCGGCAGCAGCAGGAGGCCCCAUUAGCUAAAGUGGUGCUUCAGGUUAAGAACAGUUUCAGGUUAAGUACGGACCUCCGGAACGAAUUAAGUACUUAACCCGAGGUACCACUGUAGUUUCUUCUCUCCCCUAUUCCCCAUAUGUAGCUGCUAAGAAGACCUUUAAUUUAUAAUCACUACAGGCAAUCCUUGCUCAGUGACAAUAGGCCUCACCACCCUGUUUUCAAGUUCAAGGGAGAAAGUAGUCUUCAGGCUCAUUAUUCCCUCUGGAUUAAAGCUGCAAAACACAAGAUACGUGUGCAAAUACUUCUUAGUUUCAGACUGCUGCGUUGCUUGAGGCGGUCAAGAUCAAGGGCCCAGAGUUCCGAGACUGUUCAGGCGCAGAGAUAAACUGAUAAGCUAGCACAUAAAAAUAAAACUUUGUGUGCAUGUUUGGGGUGAGAGGUAGGCUACAGUAUCAGAAUGGUUCUUGUUGACCUCAGUUCCCCUGAGCUUGUAGUCUUGUGUUUGUUCUGUUGUUCAAACACGAAGAGGGGCUUUUCUUUUGGUACAGGAUACAAAGUAUUUUUGUUGCCAAGUAGCCCGCCCAUGGGUGAGACAUUUGAAAUGAACAAUGAAAACGGGGGCAAAAAUUGCAUUAUGCUGCUUUUUUGGGAUCUCGGUUUGGGAUGGUGGAAUAAGUGAGCUGGCAGAUUUGGCUAGGAAAACCCUUACAUUGCAAUGCAGCAUUGCAAACGAGUUGUUCAUCUCUCUCCCAGUAUUAUUGCUUAUCUUGGACCAUAGUGGGGUAGGGUAUUUUACCCCUGUACUUUAUUUUACUUAUUCAAAGCUACAGUUUACACAUACUGUGUAUAUCAAGUUUGAGUUUCAUAAAGCCACCACACUGGGGGAGGGGGAGUUUAUGAACUUCAGUUCAUUUAUGGGUAGAAUUUAACAGCUUCUUUUUCAAUAGUAUUUCCAAGUGAUCAGCUAUUCUAAUACGUGCUUCUAACCCUCAGCUUGCACCUCUUAGUUUCAAAUGCCUUUGCUUACUUUCCUUUUUGUAUCUGUAUUUUAAUGAGGUUAAUGACCAGAAAAAUGACUAUGAAACUCGCCCUCGUUCCUCAGUGUCAACCGCAGCAUCUGUUGGUUGUAUUGCUGUCAGCAGAGAACAUAACAGAACCCACAGAGCUGCCUGUUAGCCGGCCCUUCUCCUUCCAGUAGACUUUUUGGACAAGUUAUGCGUCUAAAUUCCAUCACUUGCAGUGCCUUCACAUAUAAUGAUGUUAUGCAGAUGUUAAGCUACUACUUGAACUCAGUGGUACCUUUUCCAAGAUAAAUGUGAUCGAAGUGUUGGAUUGCAAGACUGAGUUGGCUCCGCUAGCAACUUUGGAAGGGAAUACCUUUCGGCAACAGAAUAGACAUCUUCAUGGAAGUUACUGGAAGGCUGAUACCGUAUUUUUCGUCCCAUAGGACGCUCUGUCCCAUAGGACGCACCUAAUUUUUUUUGGGGGGGAAUAAAGGAAAUUUUCCCCCCUUUAUUUCCCCCCCAAAACCAGGUCGGGGAACAGCGGGAUGGCGGCGCUGCGCCUCCCCGCUGUCCCCCGAGCUUGUGGGGCUGGCCGAUGUCUGCCCGAAGCGCGGGGCGCUCUGCUUCAGGGCAUCUCGCGCGCCGGGUGGCAGGCUGCUAUCCGCAGCAUGGGGAGCCCUGCAGGAACUCCCGCAGGCUCCCCAGGCUUGCUGAUAGCUUCCUGAAGCCUGGAGAGCGAGAGGGGUCGGUGCGCACCGACCCCUCUCGCUCUCCAAGCUUCAGCGAAAGCCUGUAUUCGCCCCAUAGGAUGCACACAGAUUUCCCCUUCAUUUUUGGAGGGGAAAAAGUGCGUCCUAUAGGGCGAAAAAUACGGUAUAUCUCCUGGCCAUGCUUUUGCCUGCCCCUAUUCCUUCUUCAAGGGACGCGGGUGGCGCUGUGGGUUAAACCACAGAGCCUAGGACUUGCCAAUCAGAAGGUUGGCUGUUCGAAUCCCCUCAAUGGGGUGAGCUCCCGUUGCUUGGUCCCUGCUCCUGCAAACCUAACAGUUCGAAAGCACGUCAAAGUGCAAGUAGAUAAAUAGGUACCGCUCCGGCGGGAAGGUAAACGGCGUUUCCGUGCACUGCUCUGGUUCGUCAGAAGUGGCUUAGUCAUGCUGGCCACACGACCUGGCUCCCUCAGCCAAUAAAGUGAGAUGAGCGCCGCAACCCCAGAGUUGGCCACGACUGGACCUAGUGGUCAGGGGUCCCUUUACCUUUACCUUUACUCCUUCUUCAGCAGAGAAACCUCUGAGCUAAAGUCCAGCAAUUGGAACAAAAUGUAUAAAUUGCAUAAUUUUUCUUGUAAUUCUUUAUACUUGCUGUGCUUUUCCUCUUGCAGAAAUGGGGAGUUUUGGGUUCUGAUUUAUUGUAAGCUGGUUUUAGAAUAAAUACUGCAGAGUAAAAAAAAUGGGAGAGCUGCAGAAAAAAGGCUACCAAGCAGAGAGAAUAGGUUCCUGGGAAUGUGCUAAAUGUCGACAGCAACAGGUGGUUGCUGGAAACCUCAAGUGCCUUCUUUCUAGGUUCUUAAACUGAAACGACUUACACGUUUCCAGUAUUUUCUCCUCUUAAAAAGCUGCUAGGAUUUUGUGCGUGUUAUUUUAAUCUUGUAAAUAGGUCUGCAAAAGUUGCUAUCCCUCAAGCCUUGAUCCUGUGUACCUUUUAAAUACCCACCUUUAGUCAGUUUUGUAGCAUUUGUGGCCUGAAGGAAAGGUUGGCAGUGCGAGGAACAAUUCUUGUCUGGUUUACAAAAGUUUCCUUUGCUGUUCCUUUAGAAAUAUUGCUUACCUUUCACAGCUGAUUUGGCCGAGUGGUUGUUUACAAGCCUGGGUUGUUCAGUUUCUGUAUUACCUCUGCAUCCUAGGAAUGUGCACAUACGGUGCUGUUAUAAGGGUUUCACUCUCCUAAUCUUAGUGGAGCAUGAUUCAUCGUAAGGGAGGAAGCAGUUGCUUACCUGUGUUGGGCCCAAGCCACAGUAAAAGACACAGUUUGGUUGUUUGUAGUACUUCUGCAGCCACUCAAGCCAUUUUGUUUACUGACUGCAAAAGGAAACUGGAGGCUCAGGUGUAUAGCUCCACAAAAACAAAGCAACCCUAAUGGGAGGGAUGGUCAGAUCACAGGAAUUUAGCCAAAUGAUGAAGAUGGGAUUUAAGAAGUGUGACCAGAUAUGGAGAGUGGGUGGGUUUGGAAUAGAAGUGUGUUCCAUGUGCUUCCCUGCCUCCCUGUUAAGUUUUUAAAAGUCUCCUCCUGUUUCUGAAGUGUUCAGCCUUGCCUCACUUUUCUCCCUUUUGCAUACAGAGAUGGAAUUAAUUCCAGACUGGUGCCUCUAGGGUUUCAUUCAAACCAAACAACCAGAUAACGGCUGUUUAAACUAUACAGUACUGCUGUUCAGAUUACAGCUCUGCUCUUACUGUGAAAUGAAGCAGAGUUCAUAAUAUUGCCUUCCGAAAGGAGCUCUGUGGUGACAGAGAAGAACAGCUUGUUUGGUUGGCCACGAGCACUUCCUGUAAAUAUACAGUCACCAGAGUUUUGUUGUUAUGUGACAUGUUGUCAGAGACAGUGUUAGAAACUGGGAUAGAAAAGCUAGGAGCCAAAUGGCUUCCGGGACCUGGGUUGUGGGCGCCAAAACAGAAUGUUUGGUCGCCACUUUGGGGGAGGGGGGAAUGUCGGCAGCACUAUUUAUUCUUUUGAUAAGCAUGAAUUAAUACGUAAUUCACAUGACACAUUGUUACUAUCACAUUUUUAGCAGACAUGGUUAAUGCAUGUUUAAUUUGGUGUUUACAAUGAAAAUAUUGGUACCAUACUUUGGUUUUCAAAACACUCGACUCUUUAUUGUUAAACUCCUUAGUAUAUUAUCUGUCUUUGAGUGUCAACCAGAUGCAAAAAGUAGCAGCUAGACUUUUUGAAUUGCUCACAAAUGGAGCAAAAUGCGUCUGGCACCCUGCUAAUUUCAAACCCUGGUCAGAGACACAAACUUCUCUGUUUUCUCCUUGUAUUCAUAGAAUUGUAGAGUUGGAAGGGACCCUGAGGAUCAUCUAGUCCAACUGCCUGCAAUGCAGUAAUAUUUUGCUGUCCUAUUUGGGGAUCGAACCUGCGACCUUUGUGCUAUCAGCACCAUGUUCUAACUAACUAAGCUAGCCAGGCAUCUCAGAUUAGAACAUGAACCCUGCUGGAUUUGAGACCAAAGUCUAUUGAGUCCAGCGUGCUGUUUCUCUCAGUGGUCGAUGUCUGAAACUAUCAAGAAACCACAGGCAGGGCAUUAAAGCAAGUCUCUUCCCCUGUUGUGUUGCCCUCGGCACCUGGUAUUCCAAGGCACAUUGCCUCCCAGCAUCCCUUCCUGUUGAACUGAUGUGAAAGCCACAUGCACCUUUAACAGGACUGCAGGGAAGCAGCAUGAGGAGUCCCCAUCUAUAUCUACAUGCUACACGUGUAGUCAGAUGUGUCAUCUUUAGAAUUUAUAGAUGAGAAAACUGGUUUUCAUCUCUCCUAGGAAAUUGACAUCCAUGCAUCAUAGUCAGUGAAUGCUGUUUCUUUAAAAAGAAAAUAAAGAGCCAUACCCACUCAGUGUGAAAAUGGCAGUCUAUUGAUUCUACUUGCAGUACAGUUCUGAGUCUGUCCACUCAGAUUUAAGCCCUAGUUCGUUCAAUGGUAGGGUUCCCAUAUUUCAAAAAGUAAAAACUAGGCUAGCCCAAAAGUUGUUGAGCUUUCUUUAGAUGAACCCCCGAGUUGUUUUACAAGAAACAUGAUUUUUCGAUUGAAAUGCCUAAGAUCUAGAACAAAGCACUACCUUUCGGAAAUCCCCUCACCCCGACGUCAAUUCUGGAUGUAUGGCAGCCCUAUUCAUUGGGAUUUAUUCCCUUGUAAAUAAGUUUAUUAUUUGCAGCAAAUUAAAUAGCAAACUGAUGAGCUUACCAUAGAUUCCGGCAUAUAAGAUGACUUUUUAACCCUGGAAAAUCCUCUAAAAAGUCGGGGGUCGUCUUAUACGCUGGGUAUGGGUUCGCUGGGCAGCGACAGUGGGCGGCAGGCUCCGCACCAGGAGGAAGCUGCCCAGCGAUGCCAAGCCGGCUUAGCAUCGCUGGGCAGCUUCACCGGGCAGCUUCCUCCCGGCGCGGAGCCCGCUGCCCAGCGAAGCUGUCACGUAUAAGACUGGGCGUAUAAGUCGACCCCCCCAAAUUGGCAGCUGCCAAUUUGGGGGGUCGUCUUAUACACCCAGUUGCCUAAUAUGCAGGAAUCUAUGGUAUAUAAAGACUUGGGCCUUACUUGAGUUAUUAUAUGAGUAUUGUUUGUAACCUCAUCUAUUGGAAAAUGAUUCUGAUAGGCCAAUUAUCUUCUUCCUCCGCCCCCAGGUACCCGAAUCAUCUAUGACCGCAAGUUUCUGUUAGAUCGCCGGAAUUCUCCCAUGGCUCAGACUCCUCCUUGCCACCUUCCAAAUAUCCCAGGAGUUACCAGCCCUGGUACAAUGACUGAGGAUUCCAAAGUGGAAGUAAACAAUCUGAACAAUCAUGACGGGAAGCCUAUAAUUGGUAAGAGCAUGGCACAUUUUGUUGUAUAACUUUUCCAUGAUCGACUUUUAGGGAUUCGUAAAGUUUUGCUUCAAAAUCAUGUCAUUUCUUUCCUCAGUGCAGCAUAUAUCUUUUUAUUUCAAAGUUGUGGGAUAUAGUGCUUUUCUUUGUCUUUAAGGAGCCUCUGCGUAUGGAGUGCAGACUCAGUGAACUGUUGCACUGAUCUUGUGUGGGUUGCUCGUAUGAUGAAUUUUCGCCCGUAGGCUAUUAAAAACUCUGUAAAAGCAUAAGUUGAUUGACAAACAGGAAACUGCCUCCUGUUCUGUCAUAACUAUUUAACACUGGUGAAUUACCUGAAGGUUGUCUUGGAUUUUGGAUGGUGUGGUGAAAAUUCAAGUCCAGACGUAUGAGGUUGUAGGUCACACAAUCCCCACUUCCUGACACGAUCUCCACCUCCCCACACCCGUGUGGUUUUGAUAACAUAACUUGCUCACAAAGACUAUCUGGAGCAUGAAAUAUCCAUUAGGAGAGCUAGAUUUCAAGCCAUCCAUUAGGACUAUUGGCUGCAAGCAUAUAUUUAGGCUAAAUGGAAGUUGGACAGCAAACCUAUAGUGGGGAAAAUGAGGCCAGUGGCAUCUGGCAUGCAUUUUAAUAUAUGAUUUGACUGGUCCCAAACAUGAGUUAUUGGUAUUUGUAUUUAAAUAGGGGAAUAAAUGUGUAGAUUUUGUGAUGUACAGGCAUAUGAUCAUCAGGAAGAUAGUGAUCAAGUUCACUCCAGAAACAUAAAUAUAGAGCAUGCUAUACGUAUGUACUGUAUACCGUAUUUUCCCGUGUAGAAGACGCCCCCUAUUUUGGGGGACCCAGUUUCAGAAAAUGGGAGGAGAUAGCACAGAGUUGUUGAGCUUUUUUUCCACCUCUUGUCUGUCCCCUCACCGGCAGAAGCUACCAAUUGUCUGCACACUUGCCGCAACAUCAGUCAAUCAACAGCACCCAUUGACAUAGCAACCAGAAACACGCACAAUAGUUGCUGACAGCCACGGCAGCAACCAAUCUAACGCCCACCCUAUACACUACCCAUGUAUAAGACGACCCCCAUUUUAAGCAUGAUUUUUACAUGAAAAAAAAGUUGUCUUAUACACGGGAAAGUACAGUAUAUACUUAAAGUUAUGCCCCCUGCUUCAGUGAUGAUAACAAUAAUUAACACAAAAUCAGAUCAAACAAACUGGUAAACAGCAGACAUCUAAAAAUAGGACAGCAGAAACAAAGAAUAAAAAGCAACUUGGCUGACUAGUCUUGGGAAAUAGAAAGGUCUUCACUUGGCGCCUGGAAAAGGGAUUGUCAAACUGCAGCCCUCCUGAAGUUGUUGGACUACAACUUUCAUCAUCCAUGAUCAUUGGCUAUGGUGGCUAGGGUUCAUGGGAUGGAAAUUGGAGCCAAGAUAAAAAAAAAAAAAAGGAGGGUUUGACCACCAAUCACAAAAGAGAAACACACAUUAUUUCAAGCAAGGGGGGGGGGGAUAAAAGAAUGUAAGUGAUACGUUUUUUUCUUUUUUGCAAUGAAUGAACUAAAAUAAAUAGUAUUCCCCAUCCCUGGGAGAAAAGCCUUGUAAAGUUAAGGCAACUUUAGGCCUACUAUACGUUGAUGGACUACAACUCCCAUCAGCCUCUGCCAGCAUGGCCAGUGGUUAGUUGUGGUCCAGAAACGUCCACAGGGCCACAUUUUCCUCAUCGCUUCAUUAGAAUGAAGUAGCACAAUCUUGCGGAUGUAGAAUAAAUUGUACCACUUCAGUAUACAAAAAGUAUAUACAGACUUGUAUGGAUUGUUGGUUUUUUUGUAUUUUUUAAAUUCUCUCUCUCUCUCUCUCUGUGUGUGUAAAUAAAAGUGACAAAAUGUGGAGUUUUGCUCCACAUUAUGAAUUUUAUACAUGCAUAUAUAAACACCAGCAGCUGCAUACUCUAUCUGGAAACGAUUCCAGACCAAUCCUUUCUGCUGUGCUGUUUUCCUACUUCGAAGGAAUUUUGUUUUAUUUUUUAAGGCACUCGUGCACGCGUGUGCACCCCACAACGACAAUCUAAACAGCACACACCCCUGUCUCCUAUAUGUAUUAAUGAGGCCUGCCUCAAAUGUCAUGGAGGGCUGACAGAGAAACUCACCGUGCCUCUUAGGAGGACACUUAAAACUGUACAUGUGUGAUGCUUCCUCAACCCACCCCAUACUGACUUGCGUCCUCUUGUCCUUCAACCAGGUGAUGAUGCUCAGUUUGAGAUGGACAUCUGAUCUUCCAUGAGGGGCAACCAUGGGGAGACAGCAACUCCUGAUCACCUGUGCACAUCUGAUUUGGCCAACAGGAUCAACAACUGAAGGAUGGAAGAAGAAGAAGCUGUUUUCCACUGGAAUCUUCACUUCAGCUUUUGAAGUGCCAAAGGAUAAGAGGACUAUUUACCCCACUCCCCUCGAUUCCCAUUAGCCAUGCAAUGCUUCAGCCCUCCUCCUUUGCUCCCCCCCCCCACUUUUUGUUUUUAACCCUUUCAUAUCCCUGGUUUGUGACUGAAUGGAAACCCAUGAUAAAUUUAUAGAGCUAAGGAGUGUCCCUUGGCUUCUCGCACUUUAGAGACAACUUCUCAAAUCAUGCACACGCGAGAACUUGGCUUCCAUCAACAUUUGGAUAAUUAUUGCAAACCACAACAACACCACAAAAAGGGGCCACGGAAGGGGUGGAUAUAUGCUUGAAGGGACACAACACUGCCGUUGUUCUCCUCUCCCUUAACUGCUGUCAAUUUAAUCCCAUUUGGUAACCUUUUUCUGUGUAUCUUUCAUUUGUGUGUGCAGUGCACUCACUCGGAUUCUUCCGUAUCUCCUUACUAAUUAGUAUAUCUCGGCACUUGGUGGGGUUCUGUCUUGUACAAGGGCUUUGCUGUGACGCCUUUCCAAAUUGUAAGUUCCCAUCCUGUUCCGAAGAACAGGUGGGAAACCUAGAAAGAGCCACCACUCAAAUCAUGCAUAUUUCCUCCUAGUGCCUGCUAGAAACUCCCCAUUUCAAAAAAACAACCCUUCUCUCUUCAGCUUCCUAAUUUGAACCCAUCAGUGUUAAAGGAGAACCACAUUUCGUUCUGACUUAAUACCAUACUUGAUGGUCCUCUGGACUGUUUGUCUUCAAGUCUACUCUUCCCAUUUUUGCUGCUGUUAACAUCUACCGGAUUCUUUCCAAGUCUACUAUUGUGCCAAAAGGAUUCAUUGAAACACCCUGGCUGUGCUUAACUAGAAUAGGCUUCGCAAGAGUCUAGUGCUCUUGCAUAAGCUUGGGACACCCUAAGAUUUACUUGCUGGGCUGUUCGAAUAUGCCAUUCUGAUUUCGUGAUGUGUGACUUGGGGUGGCGGGCAAUCAAAAAGUUAGUAAGCCUAUUGGAGCAAAACCACCCAGCUGUGAUCCUGUUCACCCAUCUUCUUGCACAUUUCCUGAAUUCACACAUUACUAAAUCAGCUGGGUGAGCAAGGUACCCUUUAGUUGCUGAUGGCCUCACUUCAUUCGAUUCUUAUGGGUGAACUGCUUGCCUGGGCUUGAAAGGCAGGGAGCCCACUCAUCGUGGGAAUUAUAAGGCAGUCAGGCUGCUUUGUGAGAGUGGAUGAGUUCAUGCCUUGGUUGCGGUGCUAGCUGAUAACUUGAACUGUGUAAAAAUGCAUCUCCCUAAGGCUGCAAUAUUUUGUCACGUUUAAUUGGCUAGAUCAAUCCAUUAAAACCAAUUUUCUCGAGUAAAACAAACCUUUUUUAAUCUGACUAUUUUUAGUGUGAGUACCUAGCAGAACCUACAUGCAGGCAGCCGAAGAGACAUAACAGGAAGGAAUGUUUUGAAUAUGAUGCUGCUUAUGAAACAUGGCGGGCAUCAUAUGACAGGUAUGUUAGGUUUCCCUCCCUGCAAACAAUUUUUAUUAAUAUGCGCAGCUGGUAGGUUGAUUUACAUCACAUUCCUGUGCAUGUUUACUUGGAAGUAAGUCGGGCUUGGAACACACAAAAAGCUUGGAACACACAGAAGACAGCUGCUAAAGUUCCUUUGCUUAGAUGUCAGCCUUCUCCCAGGUACUAAGCGGUUGAUGGUCGCAGCGGUUCAUAUGGUAUCAUCAGUGCUUUUUUUCUGGGGGGACGACGACGCAGGUGAACGCAUACCCCUAAACAUUUUGUGAAUCUAAGUUUGGCCUCAUUGAGGGGCAGUAUUUCAAUAUGAGUAGGAAAAUGAGAGUACCCCUAAACAUUUUUUUGAAGAAAAAAAGCACUGGGUAUCAGUAUGCCGUGGCGGCCUCUUUUUCCUGGGGCAGGAUCUCAUCCUGCUCUGGUAGUGUUUGCAAAUGGCAUGAAUGGAUCGUAUGGUCCACAGUGGAUGUCACAGUGUGAUGUGGCAAUUUCCCCCAAAGGAUCUCAUUCGGUUGUAGCUUGGUAGUUGUAGCACGGUACCCCAGCCUCAGGGAAAGUGGCAGCCACGCUAUACUUGUAACUUCUGAAUCGUUCCUGGGAGUUAAGCUGAACACAAAUGAAUAGGCAUUGGUAACAGAGAAAACUUCCAACACAUGAACUCAUCCCUUGGAAUAGAAUUCUGCCCCAACAUCUCUUCUAUAAAUUGGCAAAGAUCUUUUCUUGUGAUUUAAAAGGGAGGGUUUAGUAACUUUUUUUUUUCUUUUUUGCCUGCACUAAAAUGUGAAUAUAGGAGCAAAAUUGCUUUGUAACUGUUGAUCUCUCAGGAAUAGGCUCUGCUUGCAAUGUUUCUGGAGAAGGCAACACUGCCCCUUAAAAGUGGUGGUGGUGCAAAAGUGAACUAAGCUGUGAUAAGCAGAGGGGAUGCUCUUUAGCUGCGUUGCAAAACUUCCUGAUUUUGCUUUGUUUUUGGUCAGGGUAGUUCUGAAGUGCACUAUUAAGUCCAGCCCAGAGUCAGGGCACAGUUGAAUUUCCAUCCUUCCUCUUGCAUAAUUGCCAGCAGUUGUUUCUGGAACCUCGUCGGCUUUUCUGUUGAUGAGGCAGAACAGAGACCGUUUGCUCUGCAGUGCUGACAGUAGUGGAACUCGGAUUUGUCUAUGACCUAAGCCAAUUUAGGCUGCAGUCGUAACCCCAUUUACCUGGGAGUAAGCCCUGUUGAAUUCAGUAGGACUUCAGGGUUGACAUUGUUAGGAAUGCGCUCUUAAUUGGUGAGAUGGAGGAAGAGGAGGAGAAGGGCUGUACUUCAGGUGUUGCUGACAGCCACUUUUCUAAUAGUAUUUUUCAGAAACUCUCUUGGACUAAAGGAAUGGCUUCAAACUUGCACACUCUCCCAAAUCUCCAAGGGGUUACAUACUACGAAAGACAUUUGGUAGUACCAUUCCUUCCACCUCAUAACAGAAAGUAUAUCUCUUAGCAUGAAAUGCAUCAGGGCUUUCUAUGUGUCACAAUCAGUUUAGUUGUUGCUGCUGCUGCUGCUGCUGCUGUUGCCUCUGUGAUCUUUUGGACAAAGAUAAGGAAAGAAAGGCUAUUUGAAUAGUUCAGUGUAGGUGAUCACAUUUCUCUUUCUUCUUCUGCAGCAAGUUUCCAGCAUGUCUCCAGGCAAGUCUCUUUGUGCCUCAGUUCCCCACUUGUUAAGAUGGGGACAAUAGACUCCUAGCUCACAGUGUUGUUGUGAGGAUAAAUUGGUAGAUAUUUGUAAGGCACUCCCCCCAAAAAACCAACCCCGGGCAUGAGUGCCACAAAGAAACCAAUAAAUCUUACAUUUAUUUUAAUACCCAGCCAGGUGAUUCAGUCGUGGCCAUGAAAGAAGAAAGGUUGAUAGCAUCUCCUGGAUUAUUUCUCUAUGGCGAACAACUUAGUUUUUAAGAGAGCAUCAUUUUGAUGGAACAAUGGUUGAAGGGCCAGCAACAGUUGCUCUGAGAGUUGAAUGGGCUAAGGGCUCCUUGGUGCCUUUCCUCUGCAGAGGCUAUGCCGGAGGUUUAUCCCCCUUGUGCAUUUCAGUUGCCCAGUCCCUUUUUGCCUGCGUCUUGGCCUGCCCAGGGGAGUGAGUAGCCAGCCAAGCUGCCCAAGGAGAGAACUCUUUCUGGGGAGAUGGCAGAAAGCCCUUUGCCUGUGACUGCUCCAUGCUGAAGAAAAGGGCUGAGAUAACACAGCAUAAGGAUUGGGGGAGCUAUAUGAAAGGGCCCUGGGCUGCCAGCUGCGCCCAUCACUUCUCUAGCAUACAGCAGUGCUGAGCCGAGCCAACUGAACACUAAGCCUACACAGCAGCCUUUAUAGUUCUGGCUGUCUAGUUUGAAGGAGGAGGGAGAGUCCUUUAAACGCCUGUGCAAUUGCAGUUCUCUGUACAGUCUUCUUGCUGCAUCCUGUGCUUCCAAGUGGUGCUCCGGUUUAUGCAAGAGAUCAAACCGAUUCCCCAUCAGGUUAUAAGUUGUGUUGACUGAACAAUCACAAAUACAUAUUCAGUGGCUUGCCAUUUUAAGACGACAGAACACACAGGCACUCCGAACAUGCCCUUUCCCAUUACUAUUAAUCCUGAUUCCAAGAUACUAAGAUGGAAAGUUGCACUUUUUUAAAAACAACAACAACAGUGCAGUUUUCUGCAACUGCACUGAGGAAUGGUGUUUAACCCUCGGCAGUCACUUAAAAUUAUGUUUGCUGCUGGCUUUUAUGCUGUAAUGAUGUUACUUGAAAGAUUUCUACUUGAUGGCUGAGUGAGUAAAAAGUUAACAAUAAAAAACCCCGACAGCAAGUUAGCAUUUUUACCCCCACAAACUCAAAACUGCAAUUUCUUAUAUUGUGUCUUCCUCACAAUGUCACCACCAAAGCUAUAUGGUGGGUGUUUAGAUUUCAUUUUAUCUUGCUUUUUAAAAACAUCUUUGGCUGGCUGAGACUCCCAAGUGCUGCUGUGACAACUCUGAUCUAUACCAGUCAUUUUAGAUUACCAGGGCUGCAAUAUUUAGUCUAUCAAUCUUUAGAUUAACAGGGCUGCAAUAUUUAGUCUAUCAAACAUUUUGGUCAGCAGAAAAAAGGAACAGUAGAUUGAAAAAAUAAACUUUAAUACAAGUACUUCUACAAAUUGCAGUGAAAACACCCAUUUUAGAGCCGCCCCUCCAUUUGUGAGAGAAAAUGGGUAAUAUAUCUUUUAAGGCAAUGUUACCCUUUAUUUGGUAUGGUUUUUUUUUUUAAGCUAUUGUAUAUGCAAAUACAUGCAGUUUUAAUUAGUUACCUGACUAAAACUUAACCAUCAGCUAAGAUUUAUUUAAUCACUUGACAGCCUUAUUGAUCAGUCUGUAUUAGCUUGUCUUUAUUCACACCAGUAAGUGAUGAGUCAGGGAUGGCCAAUGUCUGUAUUCUGUGGCUGUUCUGGAGGCCAGAAAUGUGCUUUGCCUCCCAAACUGGAUGGCCAGGCAAUUUUGCAGUAAAGGGACAUCACAGUUGUGUCUGAGCCCAGACAUUGUGUGCAAAAAGCCAAAGAGAGUUGUAGCAUGAACCGUAUCUCUUGCUUACCCCACUUGCAAACAUUCCCCCCCCCCUCCAUUAGUGCUGAAAUUGUAGGAUACUUUUUACUAUGCCUUUGAUUAAAGUACAUUAGGGCCACUAGCUAAUACAGUAUUGGAAUAUUGGGAAUUAUGAGGCUACCCUGGAAGAAGGAAUAUAGCUGCCCUUAUCGCCUAGUGUAGUAAGGAAGCAAAUUGUGGCUUCAAACAUUGCGAUGUUAUGAAGAGACAUCUGAUGUGGGGCAGGGGGAACCACCACUGAAAAAGAAACCCAAUGACAUGGCACAGUGGUAUAUGAUUUUGGGGCAUGUUGCCAGAAAUACCUAGAUAACAUGCGUUUUGGGUGUGCCUUCAUUCUGAGAUAACCGAGAACAUGUACAAAACGCCAUGCAAAAAAAGAAAUGGUAAAUGUAGUUCAUACAUUGGCUGAAACCUGUGGUUGGAGUAGGCAGUUUUCUGCUUCAACUUGGCUUCUAAACUUCCAGCUUUCUGACAUAACUGCCGCCGAAAGGAAAACGUGCCAGGAGGCCUGAGCCUCUACUAUGCCUUAUGUUUCCAACGCCCUUCCUUACCUAUACAAGAGUAUUCAAGCUCCAACACCUGGCUGUCCUUGUUUCUACAUUAAAUCUUGCAUCGUGAGUUUCUUGUUGCAAUAACAAGUCAGAUCCCAGGUUUUCAAAGAGCACUUUUGUUGGCCCUUAGCUAAAAUUGGACAUUUGGGCUUGCGAUACCUGUAAGAACCCUUACAGCCCUCAAGAAUUGUCACUUUAGUAAGCCUUUCGUUCCUACACCUUUGUAUUUGGGAACCACGGCUGGCUCUCGCAACCAAGGGUUUGGUGCAGAUGAGUCGAGUGGAAUAGAAAGAUUGGGAACCGAGUCAGUAUUUCAUUUUAAAGGGGGAUGAUUGUGACGGUCUGGAAUCAGGAGUCUUAUCAGGAAUAUGUAGUUACACUUUUGCUUAAUUUCCCCCAUUAUAAGUAUCCUGAUAGGUAGCUCACCGACUCAUACAUAUCACCAGUUUUUGUGACAUAGACUAGAAUUGAAGAUACUCAAGUACUUAACUUCUACUGUGACUUACUUCUGUUGUAUUAGUAACACCUUUAGCGUACUGAACUAACAGCAACAUAAUGGAUGCUUAAAUGUGGCCUUGGAAUCUGUUCUGUGUUAUGCUGGAGUACCACGUUUAUUGACUUUGAACAGAAACCACAUUUGGAAAAGUUGGCCAAAUCGGUGGUGGAGUUCUUCGUACUGUCACCAAAGAUCACUAGCACAGCGUUGUAUCAAGUUGUACAAGUAUUUCCACCAAUGAAAAAUGUUUCCAGACCCCAAUUAAAAAUCACAGUCACUAUUACUUUAAGAGUCACAUUCUAUGGUAUUUGGUUGUGUACAUAGGAUGUAAGUUGCCGGUGGGAUUUACCAUUGUAAAUCAACUAAGGCACUGCUAGUUUCCUUAAGAGACCCAUGGAAGGUUUGAGAUUUCACAUCAGUAGGCCAUUUCUUGUCCUAGAUCCCAACAAGCAACCAGCACCAAUUUCACACCGGGGAGUGACAUUCUAAUGUCAGCCUUGGGUUCCUGCUGCCAUUGUAGCUCUGAUACUUCUCUUUGCAAUUUCUGGUGCCUCUCAACCAUUGAUGAUACUGUCCUUGAAAUUUCAAUAGAUUGUUUUAUUUCCACUAGUAUAGUUAGCCAUUGAUUAUAUUCAGUAUUUCACUUUGGGUCUCAGGACUGUGCUAAAACAUUCUGGAGUAGUUUUCUAGUUGGGAUAUUUUGGCGUCAAAGAUGAAGAGAUGUUUCACUCCUUUUUUUUUUUUUUCAUUUGUGCUAAUUUUAUUUCUCUCUAAAUGUACUUGGCUGAUUGAUGUAGCAAUGAGUUUUAACUCAAUUUUUCUUUCUCUCCUUGGGCUGGGAGAAUAGUCCCUUCUGCAUUUCCGUAAUUGUUCAUAAUGGUAAAAGAGUUCGUAUAGGAAACCUUGAUAGGCAUUUUAAGAAGUAAACUUUGUUUAUGCCCCUGCGACAUAAACUUGAUCGCAACAGUUCAUAAAAUGGAUUUACAGAAAUUAGCUGCUCCUUAUGCACAUUCUGUGUGGCAUUGAUCUGCUUGCCUUUUCCUUUCCUUUCCUUUCCUUUCCUUUCCUUUUCUUUUCUUUUCAGAGCCAGUGUGGUGUAGUGGUUAAGAGCGGUAGACUCGUAAUCUGGUGAACCGGGUUUGAUUCCCUGUUCCUCCACAUGCAGCUGCUGGGUGACCUUGGGCCAGUCACACUUCUCUGAAGUCUCUCAGCCUCACUCACCUCACAGAGUGUUUGUUGUGGGGGAGGAAGGGAAAGGAGAAUGUUAGCCGCUUUGAGACUCCUUAAAGGGAGUGAAAGGCGGGAUAUCAAAUCCAAACUCUUCUUCUUCUCUUCUUCUUUUUGUCUCCUUCAUCCUGACAUUAUGCUGCACAGAAAGCUUGAGAGGUUGAAAGAUUGGCUUUUGAUAGUCAUCAGCAAAAUUGGGUAACUGUGGAAAAUUAUAAAUCUAUUGUGUGGAGAAAGGGUGAGUGCAGAAAUUAAAUAAACACAAAUAUAUAUAAAUAUAUAUAUAUAUAUAUAGAUAUAUAUGAAUUUUUAGAGAAAUAAUGAACUGUGUUGAUGCUUUUAAUGCAGGGAGAAAUUUUACUUAGGGCUGAUAAUAGGGAAUAUCUGGUUUAGCAGAGCACAUAUUUCACAAAACCAGCUUUACAACAUCCAAGGAUAAUUUAUCUUGAUCCCAAAAUGCAAAUGCAGCAGGAACCAGGUAUAAAAAGUAUGUGUGCGAGUCAAAUAAGAUGUGGAAGAUUUCAUCAGCAUCUUGGUCUGUGUUUACAUCAAGAACACAACAGGACUUCCCUUCCUCCUCUUGCAAUCUCCCUCUCUCAUGUCAAUCUGCAUCUCUGCAGGAUGGUAAUCCAGUGUGCCUUUCUUCACCUUAGACAGGAGAAGAAUUAUUAACAUUUGUGGGGCAGCUUGUUUUCUGGGUUUUUGUGGCCUCCUCGGGAAAAGUGUGGAGGCUGCUGCCAAUAAAAUUACUGAAUGUCUCUGACACAUUUUUUUUUUUUAAUUGGUUAUACCUGUCUCCUUCCUAUUUACUGAACACGUCCUUCCUCACCCUCCAUAUUCUGUCUUUGUCUAAAUGUAAUCCUGGUUUAAAAGAAAACAGAAGUCGUCUGAACAAUCCCUGGGCUACUUCUGUACAAAUCUGGUUUUUACUGAAACAGGUGUUUAGGGAAAACACUCUCACCAAUGGUUGCUGUUACCAUGAGAUCAAUAAAGAUCUUGAUUAUAUCAAGCUGCA